AUGGGGGAGGGAAACAGAGUGAGAGGAGUCAUGGUUGAAAUAAAGACAAUUAAAUACCUAAAGCAGGAGCUAUGUAUGCAAGCAAAUCAAAGAACCAAUUGGCUUGAACAAAUGGUGAAGGAGUUGGCAGGUGCCAAAUAUACAGAAGAGGAAAUGAAAGAGAGAAUAAAUGCUGAAAAGAAACUAGAGACAUUUCAGCGUCUAGAAUUUGGGGAUCCUGGGAUAUAUGAGAGGAUGAAGCAGCUUCCUUCCAGAAGAAUUAUAGUAACCCAUCUGAGACCUGAUCUCCUGCCUCCAUCCAUUUUCCAAAGCAAAGCUAAGAUCCUUGUGCUAGUUCGGAACCCCAAGGACACGGCUGUCUCCUAUUACCACUUCUGCAACAACCUACCAGUGAUGCCAUCCUUCGCCUCCUGGGAUGAGUACUUUGCAGACUUCAUGAAUGGAAAAUUGGCCUGGGGAUCCUACUUUGACCACCUAGUGGAAUGGAACAAAUACAUUGACAACGAGAGGAUCAUGACAAUAAGCUAUGAGGAACUCAAAGAGGAACCGAUACUGGGGAUGAAAAAGAUUGCUUCCUUCUUUGGAUUUUCCCUGUGUGAGGAAGAUUUUUCCAGAAUUGCCAAGAAGACCAGUUUCAAAGCUAUGAAAGAGAAAUCCAGCGAAACCCAUGGAAAGUUUGGGGACAUCCUCUUCCGGAAAGGGCUUGUUGGAAACUGGAGAGAUGUCUUCUCUAAGGCUCAGAAUGAAGAAAUGGACCGGAAAUUUCAAGAUUCCCUAGGAGGAACAAAGAUGGCAGCAAAGAUAAAAUAUGAUGUGUACUGCAAGGCCUGA
Camarhynchus parvulus is the source of this 831-nucleotide messenger RNA. RefSeq names its product sulfotransferase 6B1-like. Lineage: Eukaryota; Metazoa; Chordata; Aves; Passeriformes; Thraupidae. The transcript is spliced from 7 exons. The coding region runs from base 1 to 831 and encodes 276 amino acids. Gene Ontology annotation, molecular function: sulfotransferase activity. Gene Ontology annotation, biological process: sulfation. The record is from RefSeq and is a predicted model, not a curated record. Gene Ontology annotation, cellular component: cytoplasm.